Molecule: messenger RNA, 1075 nt
Organism: Momordica charantia (bitter melon)
Lineage: Eukaryota; Viridiplantae; Streptophyta; Magnoliopsida; Cucurbitales; Cucurbitaceae
Source: RefSeq, a predicted model, not a curated record
AGCGACUUGCUCUCCAUAACUUUAAAUAUACUUUUCUUGGAAUUCCAAAAUCCCACAGGGGAAUUUCCGAUUUCAAAUCCCAAAACGCCGCCACCUCUCGCGGUGUCUCCUCCCGCCGGGCCGCCGUCGCCUCCGCCGCGUACGCCUGCACUCCACCUACGUGGCUAAAUCUCAGCCGUCCGCCGAUUUUCCGUGCUCGUGAAUCUAGGCCCUUCGCUUUUAUCUGAUCCCGAGAGCGCCCUCCCCCCGGUUUUCGAAAACCAGAUCUGAUUCUUCCGCUCUCUUCUAAAUUCCCGCUUUCUUUUUCCUCUCUUUUUCAACUGUUCCGAUCGUGUUCUUGAUCUGGAUUUCAGUGCCGCUGCUUUCAAUCCCGUCGUUUUUGUGGAAGAUUUGUGAGAAACAAUGGCCAAUUUCGCAUCGAUUUGCUGUGUAGUUCUUUCGGUCCUGCUUUUGGUUCAAUUCUCUGUCUCUGUGGAUUCUCCGGCGGAAUCCCCCGCUCCGCCGCCGCAGACUGGCGCCGAUUCCCCUCCGCCGCGCUCUCCUUCUUCCAUUUCCAGUCCACCGGACGCAUCUCCUCGGAAUGCACCGAUUAGUUCCCCUCCAUCGCAUCCACCAUCAGAUCUCGCUCCCGGUUCACCUCCGUCUCCAUUGCCUUCGUCGCCUCCUCCUUCCUCUCCGGCUCCGUCUCCGCCGCCAUCCGAAUCUGCCGACGUUAGCCGGAGCAAUGUGAGCAAAGGAGACGAAUCGGAAGGCGAAUCGAAGGACGGGAUGAGUGGAGCUCAGAAAUUCGGAGUCGCAGUAGGCGUGAUCGGAGCGGUUGUUUUGGCCGGAUUUGGAGGAUUGGUGUACAAGAAGCGCCGAGACAAUAUUCGCCGAUCUGGCUAUGGAUACGCAGCGAGGAGAGAGAUUCUCUGAAAUCCGCCAUGCUCUGGUACUUUUUGGUUGUUUUUAAUGUAAUUGAUUUGAUAGUAUACACUUUUUUCUAGGGAUUCAUCCACAGUUCUUCAACUCCUGAUUAAAUAUUCUUUUUGCUCGAUUACAAUUCCAUUAUACAUCACUGAUGUGUUAGUUUUUA